Molecule: messenger RNA, 1770 nt
Organism: Thlaspi arvense
Lineage: Eukaryota; Viridiplantae; Streptophyta; Magnoliopsida; Brassicales; Brassicaceae
Source: the annotation of a GenBank genome assembly
AUGAGAAGGUAUAGUAUAAAGCUGAUCACACAAAUGCGGAGAUUCGUGAUUGGCCAAGCCAAAAAUCUUAUAGAUCAGACUCGUCGUCAACAUCAUCAUCACAAAAACCUCCGCCUUCUCUCUCUUCUUCCUCCUUUUUCUGCUGCUUCCGAUUCUACUACUCUUGUUUCUUCAUCGCGUCUCUUGUCUUCUUCCUCCGAGAUGUCUGCUUCUGAUUCCUCUUCCUCUCUUCCAGUUACUCUUGACUCCAUCAAUCCCAAGUAUGCUCGGCUGAAAAUUAUGAUUCACGAUUUGGUAAAGCGAAGAGCAUCGUUUAGAUUCUUCGCGAUUGUUAUUUUCGUUGUUUUGGGUGGGUCUCAGGUUCUCAAAUGUGAGUACGCUGUCCGUGGAGAAAUUGUCAACAUUGCGCAGAGGUUGCAAGAAGAGUUAAAGACUAACAAGGACGCUUAUCCCUUUGAUGAGAUUAUCUACUGUAAUAUCGGGAAUCCGCAAUCUCUUGGUCAGCAGCCUAUAACAUUCUUCAGAGAGGUUCUUGCUUUGUGCUCCCACACAGCCUUGUUGGACGAGAGUGCUACACAUGGUUUGUUCAGUUCGGAUUCUAUUGAGCGUGCUUGGAAGAUUCUCGACCAAAUUCCCGGGAAAGCAACCGGUGCUUACAGCCACAGCCAGGGUAUCAAGGGACUACGUGAUGCAAUUGCUGCUGGAAUCGAAGCCCGUGAUGGUUACCCUGCUGAUCCUAAUGAUAUCUUCAUGACAGAUGGUGCAAGCCCUGGGGUUCACAUGAUGAUGCAACUUCUCAUAAGUUCAGAGAAAGAUGGAAUCCUUUGCCCUAUUCCUCAGUACCCAUUGUACUCAGCUUCAAUUGCCCUUCACGGUGGAACUCUGGUUCCAUACUACCUUGACGAAGCAUCAGGAUGGGGUCUUGAGAUAUCUGAGCUGAAGAAGCAACUUGAAGAGGCUAGGUCAAAGGGCAUCACUGUUAGAGCCUUGGCGGUCAUUAACCCUGGUAACCCGACCGGGCAGGUUCUUGCAGAAGAAAACCAGCGUGACAUAGUUGAGUUCUGUAAGAAAGAGGGCUUGGUUCUUUUAGCUGAUGAGGUGUAUCAGGAAAAUGUCUAUGUCCCUGACAAAAAAUUCUAUUCCUUCAAGAAAAUAGCCCGGUCCAUGGGCUACGGUGAGAAGGAUGUCUCCUUAGUCUCAUUCCAAUCUAUCUCCAAAGGGUACUAUGGAGAGUGUGGGAAAAGAGGCGGUUACAUGGAAGUUACUGGAUUCACCUCUGAUGUAAGAGAACAGAUAUACAAAGUGGCUUCUGUGAAUCUCUGCUCCAACAUCUCUGGUCAAAUUCUCGCCAGCCUCGUCAUGAGCCCACCCAAGCCUGGUGACGACUCGUACGACUCAUACAUAGCAGAGAAAGAGGGGAUUCUCUCGUCUUUAGCUAAACGUGCAAAGACUCUUGAAGAAGCUCUGAACAAACUAGAGGGCAUAACAUGCAAUAGAGCAGAAGGAGCAAUGUACUUAUUCCCUUGCAUUAACCUUCCAAAAAAGGCGAUUGCAGCUGCAGAGGAUGCAAAGACAGCACCAGACGCGUUCUACUGCAAACGCCUCCUAAACGCUACUGGAAUAGUCGUAGUCCCUGGUUCUGGCUUUAGACAGGUACCCGGAACAUGGCAUUUCAGGUGCACCAUACUUCCGCAAGAAGAUAAGAUUCCGGCAAUUGUAAACCGUCUCACUGAGUUCCACAAGAGCUUCAUGGAUGAGUUCCGCGACUAA